This is a messenger RNA of Phlebotomus papatasi, 1621 nucleotides long. It is a transcript of the gene Kyat, whose product is annotated as kynurenine aminotransferase. Gene Ontology annotation, biological process: biosynthetic process. Gene Ontology annotation, molecular function: pyridoxal phosphate binding; L-kynurenine:2-oxoglutarate transaminase activity. The coding region runs from base 35 to 1528 and encodes 497 amino acids. The record is from RefSeq and is a predicted model, not a curated record. NCBI's taxonomy places the organism in Eukaryota, Metazoa, Arthropoda, Insecta, Diptera, Psychodidae. The transcript is spliced from 5 exons. Gene Ontology annotation, cellular component: cytoplasm; mitochondrion.
CUGUUUUUUUCGCGCCAUAUAUGAUCUUUUGUGUAUGUAUUUAUGGGAAAUUAUCUAUUUAUCGCGAAUUUUUCGUACAAAAAUCUUACAUAAUCUACGUAUUCUUUUCCUCUGUGAUAGGACAAUUGCAUUUACUAAAUUCUACCAAAGAAUCAAAGCCAUGAGCACCUUCUUUCGAUUGCUAACGAGGGAUUUGGUGAAACAGUGUCAAACAUUACCACGAACUCUUCAGUUUGAUCGGAACUUUAGCACAAGCAUCAUGAGCGGAGACAAAUUUGACUUUCCAAAGCGCUACCGUGGAAGCACUGAGAGUGUCUGGGUACAAUACAUCCAGCUGGCUCUUCAGUACAAGCCCCUGAAUCUCGGUCAGGGCUUUCCGGACUAUCCACCUCCAUCCUAUGUCACUGAAGCCCUUCAAACAGCUUCCUCCACAAAUCCCCUGCUGAUGCAAUACACCCGGGGAUUUGGACAUCCGCGACUCGUGACACAGCUCAAAAAACUCUACUCGGGACUCGUAGGGAAGGAUCUGAAUGAACAAACCGAGAUCCUAGUCACAGUGGGAGCCUACGAAGCUCUCUUCUGCAUUAUGCAGGGCCACGUAGAUGAUGGUGAUGAAGUGAUCAUCAUUGAACCAUUCUUCGAUUGUUACGAGCCCAUGGUCAAGGCUGCAGGAGGAAUUCCCAGAUUUAUUCCACUAAAACCGAAAUCCACAGGAGGGGAGAUCAGUGCUGGUGAUUGGGUGUUGGAUGAAAAGGAGCUCGAGGGACUGUUCAACAGCAAGACAAAGGCCAUAGUCCUCAAUACUCCUCACAAUCCUCUGGGUAAAGUCUUCAAUCGCCAGGAAUUGGAAGUAAUUGCGAAUCUGUGCAAGAAAUGGAAUGUUCUUUGCAUUGCCGAUGAGGUUUAUGAAUGGAUGGUGUUCAAGCCAUACGAACACAUUCGCAUUUGCACUCUUCCGGGUAUGUGGGAGCGAACACUGACAGUGGGAUCAGCCGGAAAGACAUUUUCGGUAACUGGCUGGAAGAUGGGCUGGGCCUAUGGUCCGGCCAAUUUGAUGAAAAACGUUCAAAUGGUGCAUCAGAAUUGUGUCUAUACCUGCGCUACGCCGAUCCAGGAAGCCAUAGCUAUUGGAUUUGAGAAGGAACUGGCCAGGAUGAAUUCUCCCGAGUGCUACUUCCAUUCCAUCAAAGACGAAUUAAUGGCCAAGAGGGAUUACAUGGCGCAAUUUUUGAAGGAGAUUGGAAUGCAUCCAACUGUUCCUCAAGGAGGAUACUUUAUGAUUGCAGAUUGGUCCCCAUUGAUUGAUAAUGUGGACAUGAAUAGUGAGAAUGAUGCUCAGAAGGAUUAUCGAUUCACCAAGUGGAUGACAAAGAAGGUGGGAUUGCAGGGCAUUCCUCCUUCGGCCUUCUACAGUGUCCCCAAUAAGCCUCUGGGAGAGAACUUUGUGCGCUACUGCUACUUCAAGAAGGAUGAAAAUCUCGCCAAAGCUGCUGAAAUUCUCAAGACAUGGAAGCAGCAUAAAUUGUGAAUUGCUAAAUUUUGACCAUUUAUUUUUUUGGUACAAUCCCAGUUAAAUACAUUAAUUCCAAAACCUCGAUGGCUUGGAACGGGCUACACAUAA